CCAUCUUGAAUUUAGUAUUGUGCCAGUCGGGGGGGCGGUGACAUAUUUUACCCGUCAUCGUCGUAAUUUUGUGAAUUUGUUGUAAAAACGCGAAAAUAAGUGUCGUUCCGUCGUGUAAAUAGUUUAUGUCAGGACUGAACGUGAGGAUGGCGGGUCAGACUAUAAACGAUAGGCUGUUGGCCGCCCGCCACAGCAUCGCCGGGCAGGGUUUAGCUAAAUCCGUUUGCAAAGCUACCACUGAAGAAAUGAUAGCACCCAAAAAGAAACAUUUAGAUUAUCUAGUCCACUGCACAAACGAGCCCAACGUGUCGAUACCACAGCUCGCCAACUUGCUGGUUGAGCGCACACAGAACACCAAUUGGGUGGUGGUGUAUAAAGCUCUAAUAACUGUUCAUCAUCUAUUAGCAUAUGGGAAUGAGAGGUUCACACAAUAUCUAGCAUCGAGUAAUUCAACAUUUCAACUUAGUAAUUUCCUAGACAAAAGUGGAGUACAAGGCGCGGCCGGUGCCCGGAUUGGAUAUGACAUGUCCCCGUUCAUCCGGCGGUACGCUAAGUACCUCAAUGAGAAGGCGCUUUCCUACAGGACUGUGGCCUUCGACUUCUGCAAGGUUAAGAGGGGCAAGGAAGAAGGGUCCCUCCGCAUGAUGAACGCGGAGAAGCUUCUGAAGACCCUGCCAGUGCUGCAGGCACAGCUGGACGGACUCCUGGAGUUCGACUGCACCGCCAACGAUCUCACUAAUGGCGUUAUCAACAUGUGCUUCAUGCUGCUGUUUAGAGAUCUCAUCAGAUUGUUCGCGUGUUACAACGACGGCAUCAUCAACCUAUUGGAGAAAUACUUCGACAUGAACAAGAAGAACUGCCGCGAGGCUCUCGAUCUCUAUAAGAAAUUCCUCAUCAGGAUGGAUAGGGUCGGAGAGUUCUUGAAGGUGGCAGAGAACGUGGGUAUAGACAAGGGCGACAUCCCCGACCUGACCAAAGCCCCCAGCAGCCUGCUCGACGCGCUCGAGGGACACCUCGCCACGCUCGAGGGGAAGAAGGGAUCCGCUGCCAACACUCCCACACAGACAGCUAGCGCCCAAAAGAACGUAGCAAGCGUAAUGGGAGCCCUAUCUUCCACAUCGUCGUCAUUCGGUAACGCGGCCGCGUCCACCCGCCUGGACAACCAGCCCAACGGCGCCUCGCCGCUCUUCAUCGACGACACGCUCAAGCAGCAGGCACUGGCUGAGGAGGAAGCUGCCAUGAACCAGUAUAAGGUUCGCUUAUACCAAGGCGAAGAGUGGACGGGGGAGGAAGACGUUAAUGAGAUAGUAAAUAAGGUGCAAUCUCCAACGAACGCGGCGAACAACCCGUUCCUAUCAUCGGCGCCGACCAAUCAGAACGCGUCUAUUGUGGACCUGUUUGGGCCUUCGCCGGCCGAUACCACUAGUACUACGAGCAAGGCGAGCGAUGAUCUGUUGUCUCUGGGCAAUCCGUUCGCUGAUAAUAUGUUUGGAGCGGCGCCUGCGGGGACAGCGCCGGCGUGGCCGCAACAGCCCAGCAACGGCUUCGCCGCCUUCCCGGCACAACCACAGAACAACUCCUUUGUGUCCGAGGCUAACUUCUCUAACGUUUUUGAUAACACUGACUCGGCAGCUGCCGCGGCUAAUCCGUUCAUGGGUAUGGGAGACCUCACACAGCCGAUAUCCGCGUCGCCCGCCCGUCCCCCUCCCCCCGCCAUCCCCCCGCAACCCAAGUCCGCGUUCGACGACCUCGAGGACGCCAUGCGCAUGUCUCUGGGAGGCUCCCCGGCCAAAGCCCCGCAGCCAAUCACGCAACAGCCGCAGCCAAUGGCAGCCCAGCCUUUCAGUGACGUCAUGUCCAUGCCGAUGUCUCAGCCAAUGAUGUUCGGCUCGCCAGCGCGACAACCCAUGAUGCCCAUGGGAGCGACCGGUCAGCAACCACAGCAGCAACAAGGCAAGGUGUUGACAGGUGAUCUGGACUCCUCGCUCGCCCAACUGGCCAACAAUCUAUCUAUCAACAAAACCGCUACAGCUCAGAAACCGAUGCAGUGGAACUCGCCGAAGAAUGCAUCCAAACCUGGACAAACGUGGACGCCGCAGCCGAUGCAGGCCACCACGGGCGCCGGGUACCGACCAAUGGGCCCAGGCAUGAAUCUUCCACCAAUGCCCCAUACUAUGCCCCAUGCAUAUCAUCCCCCGCAUUAUAUUAUGCAACAGCCAGGCAUGGUAAUGGGCAUGCAAGGAGCGCCCAUGAUGCCUAUGGGGAUGGUACAACCUAUGCGGCCCGCCGUGCCCCCACAACCCACCACUAACCAAUUCAGCUAAACACCACACAUCAUUUUGAAGGUUUACGUUCAAAAACGACCCGACUGCUUAAAACUAAACCUUAAUAUAAGACUCACAAGUCUAAAUAUAAGAUUAUUUUGAUGUAAUAGCGAAAGUAUUAUAUUUAGUAAUUUUUUAAAUAGGUUUUUGUUGGAAUUGAAAUUAUGAUAGGGUUUUUGAGCUCAAUUUUUUUUAUUUAAUGUGAAUGAAAUUACUAAUCUUAUUUUUAAGAUUUUAGUCACUUCUGUAAUAUUGUUUUUUAUGUGAGAUCACAGGCUUUAUCUUGAAAUUACAAUGUGUUUUAGCUAACAUCUUCACAAAAUACUUGUUUUGUUGUCAAGUAUGUUUGUGAAAUGAUUAAGCAGUCGGGUCAUUGUCAUUAUAGGCUGACAUGUAAUCGGUAGGUCGCUUAUGAUUUAAGUGCACCGUUCUGUUGCAAUUUCUAAACGGAAGAUAUCAAUGUCAAUCAAGAUGCGUUCAUCGGAAGUUAGGGUUGCAAGUCGAAAAAAAAACUAGUUAUUUUUUGAAGUUACCUGUAUUUAAUAGUUUGGUGGGAAAAUCUAUUGAGUGGUAUUGUUCAGCUUCAGAUUUUAAUAAUUUGUUUACUAUCCUAUUAACUUAAGAACUUUUUUUGAACUUAAUAUUGAUUAUUAUGACAAAAUUUUAGCAAUGUUUUAUACGAAUAUAUUUUGUCUAUCAAUUAUGAUUAUUACAUUAUGAAUACUUAGUUUUGAAACAAACUAUGUUUAUGUAUUUAAAUUAAAUGAUUACAGGUUAUCUUUACUUCGAUGAUUUCUUUUCAAUUAAAUAAUUUUUAUUUGUCUUAUGAAUUAUAAAUUUCUUAUGAAAAAGGUGCGCAAAAUUUUUAUUUUUCAAAAUUAUACACAUCACAUUCCAUAAUUUUGUACAAAGGAAAAAUAAUUUAUUGUAAAGUGCUCGGUUAUUUAGUUUAUUUUCCUACCUUCGGCAUAGUCAGUAUUUAUGAAUUGGAAUUGAAGUGAGUUCUAAUUUUCUUUAUUCACUUGUCUAAUUAUUCGGCUGAAGUAAGUUUAAUUUUCAGCAUCAGAUGCAUAAAUCGUUAAAAUCAUAGUUAUAUCGGGUAGUCGUCACAUAGGUACCCUUAAAUAAUACUAUUCUAUAACUUUAACUAUGUACUAAAUAAUUAUAUUAUGUGUAUAAAAAUGAAUACUUGCAUAUUUAGUCAUUUACUAAGCCUACGUGUUUUGAAUGCGAUGUACUUUUAGCCUCAAACUGGUUGAAAAUACAAUCGAUUGUCAAAUACUUAUUUCCAUAUCCUCCAGUUAUCUUAUGUAAAAACUGUAUUUGUCAUAUAGAAUAUUAUGUAUAGAGGGUUAUGCAUUAGAUUGUUAUAAAAUUAGAUGUUACGGGUGUAUAUUAUAAAUGUAUGACUGUUGUGAAUAUAUGAACUAGGUGCUUGCUUUUUCAAGGCCCCAUGUCACGAUUCAGCAAAAAACUAAAUUGAAAAUAUUAAUUGCAAUGAAUUUUAAAGGAUCAAUUCGAUAAUCCUGUGUAUGGGACCCAAAAUCAGCUUGAAUAUUCACUCGUUUAUCGUUCUAAGAUGAUUCCUGUUUUGGAGCGUUAAAAAUUUGAAAAUCAACGACUUAAAAUACAGUUGGAUAUUACCAAAUAUAUCGGAACAUUAAGUCUACGCCCUUACUUUAUAUAGUCUUAACAGUUAUUAGCAAUACUUUGUACAAAUGUAUUAGUCGAAGAAAAAAACCGUUCGCUUCUUGUGAUAUUUCAUUUUUAAAGACUGCAUUCUAUAUUUUGAAGUAUUAAAAUAUGCUUUAUUUUUAUGAAAACAUUUCUUAUAUCUAUCGUUUGGACAAAGUAUUGUGUGAUUGUUGCCAUCGUGAACGCGUACAUAAUAAAAUUAAAUCACCCGUGAUUUUCGUAUGGCAACACCUUAAAUAUUGCUGCACUAAUCAGUGUUACUCGUAAAAUAUAUAUUCACAGGUAUAUGUAGCUGUAUAAACGUGGUUAUACUAUAGAAUAGAAGCAAGGGAUAAUGUUUGAACUUGAAACAGCUCAGCCAUGUGAAAUAGGUAGAUGGUGUAUGUAAAUAUAGGUGUUGCAUAGUACACAAUGCUAUCUAAACCUAAUAUGUUACUCCGCUAGCUUAUUCUACAAUAUAAAGGCCAGUGACCGUCUGUAUUCCGUUAUUAAUAGUAUUGCUAAAGUCAGAUUACUCAACACUGAUUGUAAGCAUGACUUGUAACGUCGAUACAUUUUCUUAUGCAGCUGAUUUUAGCAGUAUUACGCAGUUAUAAUGCUGGCUUCGUAGGCGUGUUUUAGUGAGCAAAGAUAGUGCUAAAUGUUAGGCUAAUUUGAUAAUCCAAAUUAAUGAUAUAUGAUAUCAUUUGCAAUAUAUGUUUGAGAUCUGUUGAUUAUUUCAUCAGUUGAAAUGAUUGCUAGUAUUUUUGUGCAAUAUUUUUUCUUUUUUUUUUUCAUGGCAACACUUAUAUUGGUAUAAUAAUCUGUUACUUUAAUGUGUACUUGAAUUAGAUAUCCCAACUACAGGCUUAUGGCAUAGUAAAGACAGCGUAUCCAUAUAGUUUUGAAGUAUUAUGAUUUGAACGUAAAGGACCAGUGAAUUGGUAGAUGUUUCAGUUGGCCAUACUGUACUUCUUAGACGCAUGCUGUGAUGUCAGAUGGAUUCGACUGACUUAUUUCAAAUAGGUGAGAUUCCCUCUUAGUUAACAUUAUAAGUUUCUUUUUAUAAGAGAAUACUAGUUAAACCACAAUUUUUGAAUUAGGUUUUAGUACUCAUAGCGGCCUUUAAAAUUUUUAAGUUGUAAAUUUUAUUCAUUUAUUUUUAUCAAUGUACCUACUGAGUUACGUUUUUAUGUAAAUAUCCCUUCUAUGUUAUUUACUAGCUCUGUCUUUAGAUAUUCAAUUUAGUUUAUUUAUGAAAGUAAUAAAUAAAUAAAUCAAUUAAUAUUA
Molecule: messenger RNA, 5288 nt
Organism: Helicoverpa zea (corn earworm)
Lineage: Eukaryota; Metazoa; Arthropoda; Insecta; Lepidoptera; Noctuidae
Gene: lap
Product: phosphatidylinositol-binding clathrin assembly protein LAP
Exons: 17
Coding region: 126-2324 (732 amino acids)
Biological process (GO): clathrin-dependent endocytosis; synaptic vesicle budding from presynaptic endocytic zone membrane; clathrin coat assembly
Cellular component (GO): clathrin-coated vesicle; synaptic vesicle; extrinsic component of presynaptic endocytic zone membrane
Molecular function (GO): 1-phosphatidylinositol binding; SNARE binding; phosphatidylinositol-4,5-bisphosphate binding
Source: RefSeq, a predicted model, not a curated record